UCGCCGUCCGACAAGCCCACGUUCGGCGAGCGCCUGCACCAGUGGAGCGUCAAGGCGGGCGCGCCCAUCAACAAGAUGGCCAACAAGCUGGGGUCCGAGGCGUUCUGGCCGUCGAGCAUGGACCUAGAGUGCGACAAGGCGGCGCGCAUUCUGCAGUCCUUCUGCAGCAACAGCAGCAACAGCAGCAGCAGCAGCAAGAAGCCGUCCCAAAAGGCCCUCGUCAAGAUCCCGCCACGGGCGAUCCAGACGGCCGCCGGGCUCGCCAUCUUCACCACGUUCCGGACGGGGCUGCACGUGUCCGGGGCAGGGGGGUCAGGGGUUGUAGUCUCGCGGCUGCCGAACGGGGGGUGGUCGCCGCCGUCGGGGUUCGUGGUGCACACGCUGGGGGCGGGGUUCAUGGCAGGGGUAGACAUCUACGACUGCGUGUGCGUGCUGCGGACGCGGGACGCGGUGCGGGCGUUCAGCGCGCGGCCGCGGCUGUCGCUGGGGGGCGAGAUCGGGCUGGCGGCGGGCCCGGUCGGGGCGGGCGCGUCGUUCGAGUCUGCGCUGGGCGGCAGCGCCGGCGACGACACGGCUAAGCCCGUGUGGAGCUACAUGAAGAGCCGUGGCUUCUAUGCUGGGGUGCAGGCCGACGGCACCGUUGUGGUGGCGCGCCCCGACGCCAACGCCGCCUUUUACGGCAGAAAGGGUGUCACGGUCGACGAGAUCCUCAGGGGCGAUGUGCCCGCGCAGGGCCCGCCGGGCAUGUGGCCGUCGGGCGCUAGGCAGCUGAUGAGAGCCCUGAACGCAGCCGACGGCCGUCGUGAUGCGGAUGGCAGUGCUGCACGCGAGCCGAGCAGAGGGCCAAGGCCAGGAGAU
This is a messenger RNA of Lasiosphaeria miniovina, 858 nucleotides long. RefSeq lists its product as uncharacterized. Lineage: Eukaryota; Fungi; Ascomycota; Sordariomycetes; Sordariales; Lasiosphaeriaceae. Gene Ontology annotation, cellular component: ruffle membrane. The transcript has 2 exons. Gene Ontology annotation, molecular function: phosphatidylinositol binding. The record is from RefSeq and is a predicted model, not a curated record. Gene Ontology annotation, biological process: regulation of ruffle assembly. The annotation marks the transcript as partial.